UGCACUGUGACUGCUGCAGCUCGGCCAACACACAGCUCCAGCUCACCUGACCGGCUCAUAACCUGAAACAUUACUCAGAUUUUCUCCUCUGAAAAGUAUCGAGCACUAACUCUAACCGUGUCGGAGCGCGUCACGAGCCCCGGACAGCCCUCUCAUCUCUCCGCUCCAUGGCCAUUGCCGCCUCCCGCCCUCUCCCGUUGGGAGGUAACCUUCAAAGGCUCUGCGCGGCACGAUGGAUGACCAGCUGAGUGAUGGAGAUGGACAGAAUCAAAGGACGUGCUCCCUUCAUUGUGACCAGAUGAAGGGACACUUACCUUCUUCCAGCAGUGAGGGGAUGCACGCUGCAGCAUUUUGAUCUCCUUCAGAAUUGUUGCACCUAAAAAAAAAUCCUUUGGAGAUACUUUAAAUAAGGAGGAACUCCUGAUCAGAUAUAUUCAGUCUGUGUACUCUCUAAGCAUAGAGCUCAUAUGCUGACUGCUUAUCCCUGUGAUGCUUGUUAUGAGUUGUCCAUCUACAACCAAUGAGCCGGAGAGCUGCAGCAGCGAGGGAAGCAGCUGCACCACUUCCUCCAUCACCACCUCUGACCCAUCCUCUAUGUCUGGACACAGUCACACCACUCAACCUUCCCUCAGUGACGCCCCUGAUAUCUCUAAGCAUGAAGCUCCCCCACCUCCGCCUCUGCCACCCCCACCUCCGGGGGCACCCCCGCCACCUCCCCCCUUGGUGACAACAUCCUCCAACCACAACGCGAGGAAGAAGCGCCGUGUCCGCAGCUUCUUCUGGAAGCCAAUACCGGAGGAGAAGGUACGCGGGAAGCCCAACAUCUGGACGCUGGCGGUGCGGCAGCAGCAGUACCAGAUCGAUGUUCGCUCUGUGGAGGAGCUGUUCGGGCAGCAGGAGGAGGCGCUGACAGGCGUACGUGGGGCCACGCCAGCUGCUGGAACCUCUGCUCGCAUCUCCAGGUCCCGCUCCUUCAAGGAGAGCAGCAAGGAUGAGAUCAGCAUCCUGGACUCCAAGAGGGGGAUGAAUGUGGGCAUUUUCCUGAAGCAGUUCAAGAAGUCGAACCGCUCCAUUGUUGAAGACAUACGGCGAGGAGAGGGAAAGAUUUAUGGAGCAGAGAUCCUCAAAGACCUGCUGAAGCUCCUGCCUGACGUAGAGGAGAUCAAGAAACUUCAGUCAUUUAAAGGAGACCCAGACAAGCUGACGCUAGUCGAUUCCUUUAUGUACCUCUUAAUCCAGGUGCCUCGGUUCGAGGUUCGGAUCGAGGCCAUUGUCCUCCGCGAAGAGUUCUUCCCUUCCUGUGCUGUGAUGAGCCGAGAGAUCGAUGUCAUCCGCGUCGCUACAAAAGAGCUGAUGAGCUGCGAGGAGCUUCAUGCCAUUCUGCAUCUGGUGCUGCAGGCCGGAAACAUCAUGAACGCUGGCGGCUACGCUGGCAACGCUGUGGGCUUCAAGCUGUCCUCCCUCCUCUCAUUGGCCGACACCAAGGCCAACAAGCCGGGGAUGAAUCUGCUGCAUUUUGUCGCCAUGGAGGCAAAGAAGAAAGACGAGAAGCUGCUCAAGUUUCCAGAGAAGCUUCAGGAUGUCCAGAGUGCAGCCAGAAUCUCAGUGGAAAACAUAGAGGUGGAGUUUUCCUCCUUAUAUGUUCGUAUUAAAUCCCUGGAGGAGAAAGUUCAAGGAGACCAGGAGCUACUGCAGCAGCUGGAGCCCUUUCUGCAGAGUUCGGCACGGACGCUCCAGGACCUGAAGAGACGCAGGCUGGAUCUGCGCAAAGAGGGGAACACUCUCAUCGACUUCUUUUGUGAAGACAAGGACACCUUUAAGCUGGACGAGUGCUUCCGCAUCUUUCAGGACUUCUGCAUCAAGUUCAAGAAAGCCGUCAAGGACAACUCAGACCGUGAGUUGAAGGAAGCAGCCAGACAGCGUCGCCUGAGGGAGCUGGAGGAAAAGCGCUUUGCGUGGUCGGGUGCAGAUCAAAGCGGUGGAUUUGGUCGCAGCAGCAGCGAGAACGACGUGGAGAUGCUCACCAAGGAAGGCCUGCUGGACUUCUUCCAGCAGAGGUCUCAGAGUCCCCACAGCCCGCUGGGACGCUCCGCCAGCGCCCGCCGCCACCGUCACACCAUGACCUCCAUAGCAGAUCGAGAACUCAAAGGAUACCUGGAGCUAUUCGGAGGCACUGGAAAUCCCACCGACUAUUCCAAGUUCAACAGCCUACCUCGGUCGGGCCGUGCCAUGCAGCGGAGGAUGACCCCCUGGAUCUUAGCCCAGGAUGACAACCGUGAGCUGGGCUGUGACAGACAGGUGACGUCUCCACGUGCAGAAACUGAGCCUAUCAGCCCGCUGGCCAGGUUCUCCUCCUCUGGGCUGAAUGAUAACGACCCAUACAACAACAAUAAUUACUCAUCGGUGUCAGAGGGCAGCGCUCUGCCUCGCCCCUAUUUUGUCUUUCAGAAGUCCGCCCAUCUUCACAACCCAACAAUUACCGGCCACAUGAAUGUUAGUCUGGAGACGCACACUUUAGUUCGAGGACCUCAAGCUUUUGACCUACCUAGUCCAAACAAUAACAGCAGUCAUCUGCACUUUGUCAACCAGGGGGAUGUUGUGGUGACUGAUUUGGAAAAGGAGAGACAGUCACUUCCCUUAAAUCUGGACAUCCUCCGACAUGAUAAAGUUUUAGAAAGAGGAGCAGAUCCCAAGGCAGCCUGGGGAGGGAAAAUAGAUCCUCCCAUACAAGCCGGGGUCUCUCCUGAGAGAGAGAAAGAAGAAGAGGACAACAGCACAGUUUCGUCAACAACCUGUGAUACACCCCUCCCGCUAGAUACAUCUGUGUCCAAUAAGAAACCAAUGUUUUAUAUUCUAGACUGCACAGAGGCGGACUGCUCUGUCACUUCAGAUUACUCUGAGGUUGAAAGCUCAUCUCUUACAAAAGAGGGACAUUUCAAAACGACGACUGACUGCGGGAGAUCUGAUCAGGAGAGCCAGCAAGAUCCAAGCUCUCUGUCCUCUAAUCUGGAGUCUCCUAAUGACCAGUCCAUUUCAACCAAUGAGCUUUCAGUGCCAAAAUCUGUGGACGCAUCAUCCAUGACCCCGUCUGCUACCACAGAAGAGUGGGACACAGAGAGCUGUGACACGGCAGAGGGGAAACAAGGCGCGGAAAAAGAUGCACAGAGAAGCAGCAGAAAACCAGCGCAUACAAAGAGUAAACCUAACAAAGCGACUAAGGGCAGUGGAGGUCGCAAUGUGCGAACAUUAACCAGCAGCGAGGCUCAGGGCAUGCGGAAAGUUGUGCCCAUUAGCAAGCUUACAAGGACAGGUAGCAACAAGAGAGCAGAUAAACCUUUGGGGCAAGACAACGGAGAGUCUCGGCGGCCUCUUCGGGACCAGAGCACCCCAGCGAGAGGAAGGAGCGAGAAAACCACAAGACCUCCUCGACACUCCAGCCUGCCUCCAGACGAGUCAAAAGCUCACAGGGGAAGCAGCCUCACAGGCGGCGUUUCCAGAUGGGCACGCGAUUCGACCCCAAGAAAAGGUUCCAUCCACAAGCCGAGCGCCAAACCCCUGAGGAACAUCCCUAAACCCGCACCUGAGGAGAAGAUGUGCCGCUCCACCAUGAGAGCCCUAGCACAGGCCCAGGCUCAGGCUCAGGCUCAGGGCGCAGCUUCCUCUGAGAACAGCAGCUGUCACACGCUCAACGUAAAAAACACCUCCGAUGUCCCCAGCUUUGCUCGCAACACGGUAGCUUCAACUUCUAGAACCAAGAAGGAGCUGGCCCCUCCGUCUGUCCCCUCCACCCCGUCUCGCAGCCCCUCGCUUCUAGCUCGGCAAACACCGGGGAGGCAGAACAGGUUGUCAUCUACAGUUAGUACCAGUGAGGAGCGGCCACAAGGGACAAACCUGCGACGGGUGCAGAGUGUGAAGGCAGCCAGUCGCAGCGCCUACCGCAGCGAGACUCCCCCACCACCUUCAACACGUGAAGAAAUCCGUAAGACUGGUAGCUUUUCCGAAAAGUCCAUCCAGUCUAGAGACUCGGUGACGCCCAGCAGAGGUGGUAAACCAAGCUGGAAAUAAACAGACUGCAGAAAGAACAGAAGAAAGAGACUUUGAUGUAAAUUGAUAUUUGCUCUUCUUCCCCAUCUACAGUGCCGACUCGUAUCAUGCAAAAGACAGGAUUCUGAAAAAUGAUUUUAAGCUGUCUCACCAUGAGGUUCCUCCAGUAGCUGACUCUGUUUCAGGUUUAUGAAUUGCAAAGAGCAAGAUGCAAUGAACUGCUUCAUGAGUUCCUGUUUUGUUGUUUUCACAACUUUUCACACAAAUCUUUUUUUUCUGGGGGGGGGCAUUAACUAAACUGACAAACGGCAAAUUGGUGUUUUUACCCAGGAGCCUCUUUGCCUGCUUCGCCGUCUGUUUCCUGUAUAUGCUAGUGUCUGUGAUGCUGUUGAUGCUGAACACUACUGACUAUAUGAUGCUGCUAAUUAGCUCCGACAAUUUGAGACUGAGCUUCAGUGUCCGUUUCAUUCAGGGUUACAAGAUCUGUUGUACCUUAACUUGCUGCUGUUACAGUGUCUUCUACUGUAGUUUUGUUGCGUCCUCCAGUAGAGUAUCGCUCCUGUUUGCUUUUUGGUUCCUUUGCUUGAUACCUCAGAGAGAUCGCAGUGGCCUUGUACCAGCAGGAAAAGUAGAAUACGUUCAUUUGGCUCUGCAUGAUGAAGAUGUAGAUCUGAUAAAAUGGUUUAAACUGCAGUGUCACUUUUUUACAAAUCCCUGGUAUAAUAAUAAUAUUACUACAAUAUAUAAAGUCACAGAUUAUAAGACAGUGUAUACCAACUGUGGUACUUGUUGUACCUUGUGUAUGUAUGUGUGUCAGUAGUUUGUAAAUGUGUUAGAACUCCUCCAUAAUCUCAUGGAGUAGACGUGCACGUAGGGAAUCUUUUCCUGUAUACUGUAGGCUAACACACAAUCUGAUGCUUUAAGAGAAAAGCAUUGAACAUGUCUGAAACUACACUGAAAUAAUCAUCAGUCACGUGAUUAUGUUGACAGUCUGGUCUAAUGUUUCUACUGUGAAUGUAGUCAUGUCAGAUGUUCUCUAGGCCUGCACCUUUCCUGACACGGUUAAAUCGUAACAAUAACUGGUCAUAAUUCAGCCUAGCUCCAGUUUGUUUUUGUAGCACCAUUACAUUUGAGUCACAGAGCUGAGCAUAUGAUUUUUCAAAUAUUAAAUAUGUCAUUUGUGGGGUUUUUCAUAGAAAAAUACAGUCUGCUGCACAAAAGAGUGGUGCAGGAAUGAGUCCUAAAACCUUGAAAUGAGUUAGCAUUUUAGCUCUCCUGGUUCCCUCAUCUCGAAGUCAGUCAUUUUUGAAUGGGUUUAUGGUGAGAUACUUGAAAUAAGGUCUGUGAUUAACACAAGCUUAAAAGACUUUCACUUGUCGUCACGUGUCAAUGACAUAAAAUAUGUCUGUACGGUUUGGGGACCUCAGAAUUGCAUCUCU
Molecule: messenger RNA, 5483 nt
Organism: Epinephelus lanceolatus (giant grouper)
Lineage: Eukaryota; Metazoa; Chordata; Actinopteri; Perciformes; Serranidae
Gene: fhdc1
Product: FH2 domain containing 1
Source: RefSeq, a predicted model, not a curated record